Drosophila nasuta is the source of this 1746-nucleotide messenger RNA. RefSeq names its product tafazzin, phospholipid-lysophospholipid transacylase (gene Taz). Gene Ontology annotation, cellular component: mitochondrial membrane. The coding region runs from base 371 to 1543 and encodes 390 amino acids. The record is from RefSeq and is a predicted model, not a curated record. Gene Ontology annotation, molecular function: 1-acylglycerophosphocholine O-acyltransferase activity. NCBI's taxonomy places the organism in Eukaryota, Metazoa, Arthropoda, Insecta, Diptera, Drosophilidae. Gene Ontology annotation, biological process: cardiolipin acyl-chain remodeling; inner mitochondrial membrane organization. The transcript has 5 exons.
ACUGAUCAGCUGUUUCGGCUUGUUUACAUUGAAAAUUUAUAAAUUAUUUCAGAUUUCCAUUUGGCCUAGCGUAUUUUUAUUGCUCGAUUUGCAUUAAUCAUAAAAAUUUAGACAUGCGCGCUUCGGCCAAAGUGCGCCGAAGGCACAAAUUCAUAUUUUACGGGCCGGAAUGCGCGAACAUUUGCCAACCGCACGCUCAACCUUACAAGACAAUCGUCGUCGGCGACGGCUGAAGCGCAAGUCCAAAUUGUACAAGUGUAGCGCGUUAAAGAUAAAUUACGCUUAUGUAAAGUGCGGGUGCAAUAGUCAAAAUUUGCUAACUACCAUUAUAUUAUAUAUAUAAACAUAUCAAGCAAAUUGAGUGUUCAUCAUGUUGAUGGCAAUAUUUACUACAAGCGCCAGGCGGAUACGUCCUGAUCACCUGAAUCAUCUGGCCACGCGGUGCUUGUGGCAUUGGGAUCUGGGGCACCUGCAGCGGACUAUUUAUGGACAGCGAAUUUACUCCUUGGGGUCACGGCAUUACGUCCAGGCCCCAGAGGCUCACCCCUUGCCAGAUGGUAAAUCCUCAUCCGGACUGCAGCAUCAGCAGCCGCAGCAGCAAAAGGGAGAGCAGCGCCAGCAGCAGCAGGAUAAUCUUUCGCAGCAUCCAUCUUCGCAUAGCAUUCGGCCGCCAACGGAUAAUCCUGUGAAAAAGCAGGACUCUCAGACGCAGGGACGACAACCUUCAUCCUCGAGCAUGGCAUCAAGUGUGGAUAUUCCCUACGACAUCAGUUGGAUAUUUCCCCGACUGCGAAAUCCCUCCAAGCUGUGGUAUGUCGUCAGUCAAAUUGUAGUCACUCUCGUAGGCCUCCUCAGCAAGGUUAUCCUCGUCGUGUUGAAUCAUACGAAAGUCUACAAUAAGGACCGACUUAUCGCUGCGGUGGGCAAACGUCCCAAGGGCGUGCCGCUCGUAACCGUAUCCAAUCAUUACUCCUGCUUCGAUGAUCCCGGAAUAUGGGGCACUUUGCCAAUAAGCUUGGUGUGCAAUACUAUGCGCAUACGAUGGUCGAUGGCAGCUCAUGAUAUUUGUUUCACGACAAAGCUGCAUGCCACCUUCUUUAUGUAUGGAAAAUGCAUACCUGUUGUGCGUGGAAUUGGCGUAUAUCAAGAUGCCAUUAAUCUGUGCAUUGAGAAGUGCGCGUUAGGAGAUUGGGUGCAUGUGUUCCCCGAGGGCAAGGUUAACAUGGAAAAGGAGGAAAUGCGUCUGAAGUGGGGCGUCGGUCGGAUUAUUUACGAAUCGCCCAGAAUGCCAAUUGUGCUUCCCAUGUGGCACGAGGGCAUGGACUCUGUGCUGCCCAAUGUGGAACCGUAUGUGUUUAAAUUCCGCAAGAAUGUCACCAUCAAUGUGGGUCAACCGUUGGAUCUGAACGAUUUCGUUCAAGAUCUGAAAAAUAAACAAGUGCCCGAACCUGUGGCGCGAAAACUCAUCACAGACAAAAUACAAGAAGCCUUUGCUACUCUGCGGUUAGAAACCGAAAAAUUACAUGAGCAGCGCACUCAGUGACCGCGUGGAAGAAUAGCUUAUUUAUUUCGAUAGUAUUAAGCCUAAAAUGAUGCCUCGAUAAAAUGUUAUCACUAUAUAAAUAUUAUAUUUAGCAUUUUCCUACUUCCUUCCAACAUGCUGCAAUAGCAUUAGUGAGGCCAAAAGCUGCCCUGUCGUCUGUUAUUGAACAAAUUAUUGCUUUAAGUAAAAAGAGUGUGAAUUGA